AUGUCCGCUAUUCAAAUCCGUCAGCUCGUCUAUCCUGACAGCGCCCAGCUUGAUGCAGUCGCUAAUGUAGCGACGAGUGCGAUGUACUCAGAUGAAUUCACGAUCGGUGUUGUUGGCGGGAAUAAAGACCUUAUAUUCCCGUUUGAACGUGCUACAAUGGCGGCGGCAGCCGUAGGCGGGCAGCUCUGGGUCGCAAGCUAUGGCGAUACCGAAAUCGCAGGCGUUGCGGCAUGGUACCCUCCGGGCCGAUCUCUGCUAGACAGCAAAGAGCAACAUGAAGCGGGGUUCGACGACCUGUUCCAUUCGUUCCCACCGGAACUGAGCAAGUGGUGGACUGAAUACUUCCUUCCGAGAUACGACGGCCUUUGCACGAAAGGUCUCGGCGAAGGCGUGAAAACUGCCUCAUGGCAUCUUCAAAUGCUGACAGUACUGCCAGAGCACCAGGGAAAGGGCGUUGGCGGUGCGCCGCUUCGCAGGGAGAAGGAGUGUGUCUCGAAGCUGAGGUUGAGAAGAAUUCCAUCUACCCUGCGGGCUUACCUCGCUAUCAAGGUCGCUAUAUACAAGAAAUGGGGAUUUGAGGUCAAGGCCGAAGACAAGAUUGACAGCUCCACUGGAACUGUUCCUAUCUGGGUCAUGUAUAAGGCGCCUUAA
Molecule: messenger RNA, 651 nt
Organism: Gloeophyllum trabeum ATCC 11539
Lineage: Eukaryota; Fungi; Basidiomycota; Agaricomycetes; Gloeophyllales; Gloeophyllaceae
Exons: 7
Coding region: 1-651 (216 amino acids)
Source: RefSeq, a predicted model, not a curated record